UUCACGUGCGAGGUGGCUUUGUGCUUAAGUAGUUAGCCAAGCUCUCUUUAAUCUGAUCAUCUCCCUUUCUUAGCACUCCUCGCCAUGUUUAUGCUCCGCAACUUGAGCAAAUUUGUCUUUGGUGACAGUUCUAAAGAAACCAUCGUCGAAAUUUCGCAGGGCCAGCUUUACCUCGUCCGACCGCGAUCCGUAAAGGGCUACUCUGAGCUCAUCUUCAAGGACGCCGCCGCUACCAUCCGUCGCACCGGGCAGGAGUUCCAGUACCAGCUCGUUGUCCAGCGCGCAUACGAGGAAGGAGAGGAAGAUCUGCUAGCUGAAGAAGGAGGUGAAGACGCAGGUCUUGACGCACUUGCAGGCGACAAGGACGAGAAGACAUUCUUGCUUGACGAAGGCCUACAGUUCCGCACCGACGUACGCUCGACCGGCGAGAAGAUCUUUGCUUGGCGAGAUCUUAGCGGCGACGUAGACGACCUUUGGGAGUUUGUCUGCGAUCCCUCUGUCAAGCCUGAGACUGUCGCUCUCUUCGAGCGUGUUGCCCUGCAGUGCCAGUACGAGCGCAAGUUCAGGAGGAGCCACGAGCACGCAACAGACGACGAUCUCGAAGCCCUAGCCUAUUACGAAGAGGCCAUACCGGACGCCAGCCCCGUCACUAGCCCUACCCGCAAAGCUCUCGAAGCGCCGCUAACGACAGAAGAUCUGUUCCCGAACACCAAAAAGGAAGUAAUGGCUAGAAAGACGGCAAGCAGGACAGUUGCGCCGCAGCAGGAGGAGGAGGCAACUGCGGCACCGCAAUCUGUCGUGCAGCCAAAGGCCUUGGACUUGCUGGCAGAGGAGAGCGCGGAACUCCACCUCUUCGAUUUCCCUACUGGCACAUUCAAGCUUCAAGACGCGAAUGUGACAGCUACGGUCACCGAGAUUGGUGAUUGGCAGUACUGGCUUCACAUCGUUGGCGACGAGCGCGAAUGGUUAGGUCAGCCCAUUGUCGAUGACAUCAACCCUGUGUUCAACUAUGAAUUCAAGUCGUUCAUCUUCAAUCACUACUUGGAGGAUGGCUCAGCUUACUCUUGGCUGCUGAGGUUCAAGGAACAGGAACAGUUGGAGAGCAUACAGAAUGGCGUCAUGCAAGCAUUGUGGGAGCACCUGAACCAGGUCAAGUGGCAGAAGGCUAAGGAUACGGACCGGGAAUACGUGCUGGAGGCUUUCCAAGACAUGACUAUGGAGGACGCUCCUGAAGAAGAGGAGGACGAAGAGGAGGACGAAGAAGAGUUUGAAGAUGCGCACGACCAGCGCAGCGAGCAUUACGAUUCGGAUGAGUCUGAAGACGACAUAGAAACUGCACCCAAGGACGGCGAUGAGAACUCACAACUGGCUGUCGGCUACAAGCAUGACCGCUCUUUUGUUGUUCGAGGCAACAAGAUCGGCGUCUUCAAACACACAGCGGAUAACCAGCUGCAAUUCUCGACCACCAUUUCCAACGUCAUGACACCCAAGGGCAAGGCUUUCAGCCCCAACAAGGUCAUGCUCCACCAACAAGAUCAGGACAUGAUUUUGCAGAAUCUCGACAACCCCAACUCACUCUACCGCAUGGAUCUGGAGACUGGUAAGGUUGUUGAUGAGUGGAAGGUCCACGAUGACAUCCCCGUGAAGGUCUUUGCACCCGAGAGCAAAUUCGCACAGAUGAGUGGAGAGCAGACUUUCUUAGGUCUCUCUGGCAACGCUCUUUACCGUGUCGACCCUCGUCUGAACGGCAACAAGCUUGUUGAUGACCAGCUCAAACAGUACGCUACCAAGAACGCUUUCUCCGCCGCUGCAACGACCGAGAAGGGACACAUUGCCGUUGCUUCUGAAAAGGGAGACAUUCGUCUCUUCGACCGCCUCGGUAUCAACGCGAAAACUCUCAUUCCUGCUCUUGGAGACCCGAUUAUUGGCAUGGAUGUGUCUGCUGACGGUCGCUGGGUGCUUGCUACCACGCGAACUUACCUUCUCCUUAUUGAUGCGCUGCAGAAGGGUGGCAAGAACGAUGGCAAGCUUGGUUUUGAGAAGUCGUUCGCAAAGGACGACAAGCCACAACCUCGCCGUCUUGCGUUGACACCUGCCCACGUUGCCCAAUUCCAGCACGAGACCAAGGCGCCCAUCUCAUUCACUACAGCGCGCUUCAACACUGGUCUCGACGACAAGGAGACCACCAUUAUCACCGCCACUGGCCCCUUCAUUAUCACUUGGAGCAUGAAGAAGGUCCUCGCGGGUCGCAGGGAUCCAUACAACAUCAAGCGUUACGCCGAAGAGGUCAAGGCCGACAACUUCAAGUUUGGCUCAGACAAGAAUCUUAUUGUUGCCCUGCCUAACGAAGUCGACAUGGUGGCCCGCCGUGCACUGCAGAAGCCAACGAGGGAGAGUAUUGCGUUCCCUUCGCGUGUCGGCCAGCUGUCUACACCUAGGCGUGGCAACCGCAGCAGCUACUUGGGUCGCGAUGAUAUUGUCAACAGCCCCUACUAGGCUUUGCAACGGUAGGCAGCGUACUGGUCGGUCUGGAGCUAGUACGUGAUGAUCUUGAGCGAUGCUUCGUGGUGGCCUUUCUUUGAUGAUGACAGUCCAUUCCACUUGGAGGCGUGGGCGAUGCGCUUCUACUUGAUACCUGAUUCCCCUUAGAUCGUCGAGACGAAUGAUGAUUGUACCUUUCGAGCUUGUUGUCCAGAUGCUUGUGAUACGGUCGAGCUCGCUCUUACUGUGCUUAUACUUGUCAAGGGAGGUGAUAUGAGCAGAAUUGUGAUGUGUUGAUAGGUACCUGUGUGGUGUUUAUCUACACAGAAGGGGAGCUGUGGGCGCUAGCCGGAGAUGGGAAGGCGCAGGGCCUGAAGAAGAACUGCAGUGAAGGUGCUGGUCUGCGUAAGAAGAGGUCUCGAUUUAAAGUUCAUUGUUC
Molecule: messenger RNA, 2920 nt
Organism: Macroventuria anomochaeta
Lineage: Eukaryota; Fungi; Ascomycota; Dothideomycetes; Pleosporales; Didymellaceae
Product: vacuolar import and degradation protein-like protein
Exons: 3
Coding region: 85-2496 (803 amino acids)
Cellular component (GO): cytoplasm; nucleus
Source: RefSeq, a predicted model, not a curated record